AUGCACACGACAAGCCAGAAAAAAGCCUCUAAAAACCUCAAAAAAUUCAAAGUGAAAGGGAACGUGACCACAACGGCACAUGGACAAAUAACUAUUAACGAAGAAAGUGGCUUAGAGCAGGUAGGGAGCAGCACCACAAUUGAUUCUAUGCAAUAA
This is a messenger RNA of Theileria orientalis strain Shintoku, 156 nucleotides long. RefSeq lists its product as hypothetical. Bases 1 to 156 code for a protein of 51 amino acids. The transcript is spliced from 2 exons. Lineage: Eukaryota; Apicomplexa; Aconoidasida; Piroplasmida; Theileriidae. The record is from RefSeq and is a predicted model, not a curated record.